Molecule: messenger RNA, 1822 nt
Organism: Cynara cardunculus var. scolymus (artichoke)
Lineage: Eukaryota; Viridiplantae; Streptophyta; Magnoliopsida; Asterales; Asteraceae
Product: TOM1-like protein 6
Exons: 9
Coding region: 132-1763 (543 amino acids)
Biological process (GO): protein transport to vacuole involved in ubiquitin-dependent protein catabolic process via the multivesicular body sorting pathway
Molecular function (GO): phosphatidylinositol binding; ubiquitin binding
Source: RefSeq, a predicted model, not a curated record
AAAAUCGCCCAAAUUUUCUCGAUUCAUUUCCCGUCUUUCAGUAUAAACGCUAAAAUCCUGUUAGAUUUUCUGUUCUAACGAUUAUCAUUCAAGAAAACAGUAAUAGUUAGAAACGAAGGAAUUAGAGAAAGAUGAUGCCCAUGCUACCAUUUGCACCAUCGCCAUCAAUUGUUAAUGCUUAUGCUCGAGUUGAUAAGGCCACCAGCGAGUUCUUAAACUGUCCUGAUUGGAGAAUCAACAUCGGGAUUUGUGAUAUCAUCAAUACUAAGCCUUGGCUUUCCAAAGACUAUGUAAAAGCUCUAAGAAGUAGAUUACAACACAAGAAUCCGAAUGUUCAGCUACUCUCUUUGACGCUUUUGGAAACAAUGGUGAAGAACUGUGCCGACCACCUUCACAGCCAGAUAGCGGAGAGAAAAAUACUUCAGGAGAUGAUCAAGAUUGUCAAGAAAAGGACACAUAUGCGUGUAAGGGAGAAAAUCUUGGUACUUAUAGACACUUGGCAAGAAGCAUUUGGAGGCCGAAGAGGAAAACAUGCUCACUAUCACCAUGCUUAUGAGGAACUAAGGCGUUAUGGAGUGGAAUUUCCCCGUCGAUCGCCAAAUCCGGCUCCUAUUUUUACACCUCCGGUUACCCAUCCAUCACCUGGACACCCUCAAGGCGGAGUCAAUUCCUCAAAUAGGCCUGAAGCCAUGACUUCCUGGAACGAGAACUUGAGUGUGUCGACGUUGGAGUCUAUGAGGAACGUUUCAGAUCUUUUAUCCGACAUGUUGCAAGCAGUCGAUCCCAAAGACCGUGCGGCUGUGAAAGAUGAAGUUAUCGUUGAUCUUACUGACCAAUGUCGAUCGAACCAAAAGAAACUUGGUCAAAUGCUAGCUUCAACAACCAAUGAGGAGCUUCUCCGACAGAGUCUUCAAUUUAACGACACCCUGCAAUGUCUUCUAGAGAAACAUGAUGCUAUUGCCUCUGGUUCCAUGACUUCUUUUCAAGCAUCGAGUUCGAUGAACCAUCCGAGUCAUCUUAAACAGAUUGAAAGUGCAGAAGUAAACUCGAAAUCAAGUAUUGUGGCCUCCGCACCCAUGGUUCAUUCAUCAGCGAAUGAAGCAAAAGAAGAGCAAAACAAUUCUGUUAUGAUAGCUAGCAGGCACUACGAAACACAAAGCGUUUCUUCUCAAAAUGGCUCAGCAACGGUUACUGCUUCCAAAACCAACGAAAAAGCCGCCUUGGAUCUCUCCUUGACCAUGGCCAUCGUUCUUUCUGAUCCACCACCUCCAGCAAACAAAAAGAAUGCGGAAGACAUGAUCGACUUUUUGAGCCUGGCGUUAGCACCUGCAAAAGCUUCAACAUCUAACAUUGAUCAUACCCCUCCGGCUUUAACCAUUGUAGAAAACCAACCACCACAGGCACCCAUGAACAGCUACGUGGUCCCAUGGGCUCAGGCACAGGCUCAAGCACAGGCUCAGGCUCAGGCUCAAGCCCAACCUGAACUCGAAUUACAACACCAGGUUCAGACCAUUCAACAACAAUCCAGCUACAUUCCUCCACCAUGGGCACCAACACCUGGCUAUUAUUGCAGCCCAUAUGCAACUGCUUAUUCAGCUGCUAGAUCCACGUCUUAUUAUAACAACGGUGGUUCGAGUGGCGAGGGUUUGAACCCAUAUAUCCCUUCGUAUAGAUUGUUUGAAGAUCUUAAUGUUCUUGGCAAUCUGAGGACAAGCGGCACAGCUGGGACUUCUGGACCAAGUAUGCUGGGUGGCCAGAAGUGAAAAAAAAACUGGAAAAGUUGGGUAUCUUAUUAAGAAUAAGAUUGAUGUUAGCAUAGAAA